Molecule: messenger RNA, 734 nt
Organism: Anopheles merus
Lineage: Eukaryota; Metazoa; Arthropoda; Insecta; Diptera; Culicidae
Product: transcription initiation factor TFIID subunit 3-like
Exons: 2
Coding region: 152-550 (132 amino acids)
Cellular component (GO): transcription factor TFIID complex
Molecular function (GO): protein heterodimerization activity
Source: RefSeq, a predicted model, not a curated record
AUUCCCUCUCUUCCCCAUCAACGUGUGCGUUGAAAAUUCGUUGAAAUUCGCACGAACAAAAGCGUUCUCAAAAAGGCAAAGAACCACGGCGUCACUACACGAUCGCUUCUGCAGACAUCAAAAAGAGUGGAGGAGAAAAAACCCCCCCGAUAUGGAGUCCAACUACCCGUCGCACAUGCUGGAAGUGUCCGUCGCCCAGAUGUGCCUCACAGUCGGCUGGUCCAAGACAAAGCCGUCCGCCCUCACCUAUUUGACCGCCCUGCUCGAGCGCUAUUUACGCAAAAUCGCCCAGCUUUGCAUGGGCUCGGCCGAGCUGAACAACCGUACCGCCGCCAAUCUGAACGAUCUCGCCUUCGUGUUCGUGUAUCUGCGCAUCGAUAUGGAGCAGCUCGUGGAGUACUGCCGCGAGGUGACGCCGAACCCGCUGCCCUACCCGGUACCGUUCGUGGCCGUACCGAACGGUGGCCACCUGUCGCGAUUGCCAUCGUUUGCUGUGCCGCGGAACGAGCUGAAACGGAAGCGACCAUCGGCUGCUGGGAAUGGAGAGUAAGUGUGUGUAUGCGUGUGUCCGUCGGUGCAGGAAAGCAAGGAGACUUAAACGCGCGCGCAUCUUAUGAAUUGAUCCCACCGUAGUGUACGCAUCUUAUUAUCAUCCUUCUCUUUUUGUCAAAUGCUUCACACAAACGCAUUUUGUGUGUUUGUUGGAUGUCGUACAAUAAACGACGACCCACAAA